Messenger RNA from Acanthosepion pharaonis, 906 nucleotides. NCBI's taxonomy places the organism in Eukaryota, Metazoa, Mollusca, Cephalopoda, Sepiida, Sepiidae. The record is from the annotation of a GenBank genome assembly.
AUGCUUGUCUGCGAGUUACUCUCUGGGUUCAUAAGCUUUAUAAACUUUACUGUCGGACAUUACUCACCUCCUGUAAUAAGUAACCCUAACAUUCCUCCCACAAUAGGUUCAUCCAGUAAGAAAAACGAUGCUCUUUGUUUGGUUUGUGGCGAUCGGGCUUCAGGAAAGCAUUAUGGCGUCCUUAGCUGCGAUGGCUGCCGAGGCUUCUUCAAGAGAAGUAUUCGCAGAAACCUCGAUUACGUCUGCAAGGAAAAUGGUGCCUGUAUUGUCGAUGUAGCCAGACGAAACCAAUGUCAGGCGUGCCGAUUCAAGAAAUGUUUGGAAAUGAAAAUGAACAGAGAUGCGGUUCAACACGAACGAGCACCCAGAUCCUAUCAACAGCGACAUUCUAGUCCAGAUGGAAUGCGAAGACAUGGUGAAGAAAAUCAAGUUCCUUUCGUCCCCAUUACGAAAAUCUUAGACCAUUCCAGGUUAGAAUAUGCCCAGUUUCAUCAAUACUCCAGCCCAAUGACUCUGCAUCACGACCUUCAAAGUUACAGCACUGGUCAAGUGUUUCAGCCAAUCACCAUUCAGUUAGCCGAUCAAAACAGCCGGGCUGCUGCCGCUGCCGCCUUUCUACACCACCACCAUCACCAUUCCCAGCAUGCAGCACAUCCUUACCAAAACCAACUCGCCCAGACAAAUCCAGGUUCGAUCGCAGAACUAGGGUUCCGAUCGUCAGGUAAUACCAAGGGUCAGUCGGGAGAGUCGAUAGGGCGUGGCAGUGGUGGUGGCGGCAGUGGCAGAGAGACUGGCAGUGUCGAUUGCACAAGAAAAGACAAUUGUUCGUCACGAGCAUCAGUCGAGUAUUCCUCACCGACAGACCUGAAGAGAGAGAAAACGGAUUCAGACAGUACAGGUGAUUAG